CCGUGAAUUUAUGAUCGAACAUUUGCGAAGCAUUCUCGAACAGAAUCGGUCCCAAUUGUUCCGUGGUUGUGCAGAAUUUUAGUUACAAUCAUACUUUGGUAUUGCGAUAAACCGUUUCGCCGUUAUCCGUUGAUUAGUGUAUCGUGGCAGAUCCGAGUGGAACCAAACCGUCGAAGUUGUUUGUACCAAGUUGUCUAGAACGCACCAGGCAAGGAUGUAUUUCCUCAACGAGUCCGACGCGGCCCUUUUCCCUAUGGCUCGAACCGGUGAUAUUCCCAAAAUGUUGGGAUGGAAUCUUCCCCCGGAGCAUCAACAUCUCGUUCACGAGCACUGGAAAGUGUAUCCGGCACCUCCAUACCACAUGCAUUUGCUGCUGGGCAUGAUAUACUUUGUACUGAUGAAUAUGUCAUUAGUAGGAAACGGGAUUGUCGUGUGGAUUUUCUCUACAUCUAAAUCUCUUCGAAACGGAUCCAACAUGUUCAUAGUGAAUUUGGCCAUUUUCGAUCUUCUCAUGAUGAUUGAGAUGCCAAUGUUUCUGGUUAAUGCCGUCACUGAAAAAAUGGUCGGUUACGAUACAGCCUGCACCGUCUAUGCGACUCUUGGUUCUGUUUCCGGUAUAGGUGGAGCGAUUACCAAUGCCGUCAUUGCGUUCGACCGAUAUCGGACAAUUUCGAACCCACUGGACAAUCGCCUCAGCCGGAAGCAGGCAGGGAUAUUAGUUGCUAUGACCUGGUUCUGGACAGCACCGUUCACCUUGCUGCCAAUGUUUAAAAUCUGGGGACGUUUCAUCCCAGAAGGUUACCUGACAACGUGCUCGUUUGAUUAUUUAACAGACGAUACUGAAACCCGUGCCUUCACGGUUUCAAUCUUUACAUGGGCAUACACAAUCCCGAUGUCCAUGAUUUGCUUCUUCUACAUGAAAUUGUAUGGGCAUGUCCGUGAUCAUGAAGCAAUGUUGAAAAAUCAGGCGCGUAAGAUGAAUGUGGAAUCGUUAGCAGCGAAUCGCAACACCAAAGCUGAGGCUGUAGAAAUUCGUAUUGCCAAAGCUGCCUUCACGAUUUUCUUCCUUUUUGUUUGCUCAUGGACCCCUUACGCCAUAGUGGCGAUGACUGGAGCUUUUGGAGACAAGAGAAAACUGACACCAUUCUGCACAAUGAUCCCGGCCAUGUGUAGCAAGGUUGUGUCUUGUUUGGAUCCAUGGGUUUAUGCCAUCAGCCACCCAAAGUAUCGCGAGGAGCUGGAACGUAGAAUCCCAUGGAUGGGUAUCAGAGAGGAGGCGGACAAUAUCAGUACAACUGACAGCAAGCAAACCGUUGUAUCGGAUGCUAAUAAGGUCACCGGAGAGUAACGGAAAUGGUGAAAACGAUUUUUCUCAAAACACCACUUAUUUUAAAUAACCACACUGGAAAUCAAUGAUGACUUGGCUGUAGUACAAGGAUUUUGAUACACGGAAUAUCCUAUCUUGUUAUGUACCCAUAUGUAUAAUCUCAAAGCAAAGCAUAGCGUAAAAAUAAAUAACGCAACGAAAAA
Molecule: messenger RNA, 1530 nt
Organism: Topomyia yanbarensis
Lineage: Eukaryota; Metazoa; Arthropoda; Insecta; Diptera; Culicidae
Product: opsin-3-like
Exons: 3
Coding region: 215-1348 (377 amino acids)
Biological process (GO): G protein-coupled receptor signaling pathway; visual perception
Cellular component (GO): membrane
Molecular function (GO): G protein-coupled receptor activity
Source: RefSeq, a predicted model, not a curated record